UUAGGAUAUGACAGAUAAGAUCUGAAUUGUAGAGAUAUUUUCAACUUUCAUUUUGUACUUUCGAAAAACUUUGACAUUGUCUCCUCUGUUCCCAUUUGAUAAUUUGGCUCAAACCUUUCAUGAAUCACUACCCCACUUCGCGACACAUUUUCGGACUUGCCAACUGACGAGCACCAAACCGGAUAGGCAACGAUUUGGGCGAAAGAAAUAGCUAAUAAGUUCCCCAAGACGGAGUCUUCGGAUUCAUCGCGGCCCUAUGGGGGUUGAAGCGUGUGCAGUCCCCACAGGGCUGCAGCAGCGAUGGGCAAUUGCUUCCAAACUUGUCUACCGGAGAGCAGAGCUGUGAAAGCCUUUCAAAACUUUAGUAUACUCGACAAUGAAAACAGCGCGGUUGAUUUUUCUUUUCUCGUCGAUGAGAACUCUCCUUAUGCUGAGGAAAAUAAAAGCAGUAGAGGCCUAUUAUCGCGUCUUUUCAAAAAACGGACUAAGAAAAAGAUCUCUGUUCAUUUUUCACGACAGAAACCUGUGCUACAAUUAGUUGACAGCCUGUUGAACCCACAAGUGUCAGCCUACAGUAGACUAUCUGAAUCACAGAGGAAUCCAUCGUCUGGGUCAUGUACUAGUCGUGAUAUACAACUCCAGUGUCUGGAUGCUCGUGCUUUGUUACAACGAACUACAACAUCAACGCCUGCCAGUUCUCUUGAUCUAGAAUGGGAACAUGAAACUCUACCCAUAUCCAUGAUUCAUGAUGCUUCAGGAAGUUCAUGGACUCAACUUCCCGAAGAUGUAUCUCUGUGCCCCAGCAAUUCGAGCCCCCGCCAUUCUGCCAGCGCUGCCCCUCCUAGUGAGUCUGACUGGUCCCGGGUGUCUUCUUCGGAUAACUCUCUGGAAUGGGACAACGUUCACAACUCCAUACACGCAAGUCCACCUUUGUCAGAGGUCGACACCGAUACUCAGUUCCUGCUUUGCGAGAUAGAAAGAUUAACAAACAAAACACUGGAAGAAACGGGCCAAGAGUUGUUCAGCUGAUUCGAAACGAGCUGCUCGAACAAGAUUUUGGUUGGUAUGUCGCGGUUCACUCACAUUUGGUUUUUUAUUCGUUCCUGUCUGGGACUAGAGGUCAGUUGUGUGGUAGCAGAUGGAACUGAUGUUGAAAUUAAAUGGUAACUCAAGCACUGAAAGGGGAAACGAAAUAUCGCCAAAGAAUCAUGAUUCAAUAUCAGAAAAUGUUAAUUGCUGGAAUCCCACACCUGACACCAAAUACUAAUCUUUGUUUUUUAACAGUUUAAAGUGACUUGUAGGUCAGUCUUUACUUAUUUAUUUAUAAUUUAAUGAUUCUUACUGUAUGUUUGCAACAUGUGAUCUAAUAUAACAUUGAAUAGUACAAUUAUGGAGUGGAGCUGAUUAUUCAGCUUCUGAAUUUACAUUCAUUAUGCCUUUUACUUUUUUAACUUGUUGAAAUCAAGGCAAUGGUGAAGCGUGAACAUUAUAACCUUUACCGAGAAUCUAUAUGACAGAAUGAAUGGGGAAUAUUUUGAAAAAUUGAAUACUCUUUUUUCUCAGAGGCAUACUACAUUUUUUUAGCACUGUCGUGAAUUGUCUGGCAGAAUGUAGUGUUUGUAUAUAAGCCAAAAUAUCACCAGACGACUGGCAAACUACAUAUUACUUAUUCCAAAAUGUAUAAGACUGUACUAUCAUUUUUAUUAACGAGAAACGAAGGAUUGAUGAAUGGCUAGAUAUUACGGGGAGUAUGAAGUGUCUUGACUGUUUAAGGAUAUUCGUUAAUGUAAUAAGCAGGCUCCUGGUUGUUAUAUUGCAGAAUUUAAUAUUGUAUUUAAGUGAUAGAAUAUUGCUGUUUUAGAUGAAUUGUGAUUAUAUUAAAUAGUUGAAGUAUUCUUGGUCUGCUGUCAGCGAAAAAACAAAUUGCUCCAAAUAGUAUUCUACAAAGAGAUUCAAAAUUGCAAGUACCGAAACUAUUUGUAUAGUGAUAUCAAUUAGAUACAUCAGGGCUGAAUUUGUAUAACCUUCAUUAUUUAAGCCAGAAUGGUUAUAAAGGGACAUGUUCCACCCAGAAAGGUUGUGGUUGAAUCGUCAAAAGAAAUCAAAUAAAUAACUUGACGUAGAUAAUCUAAAUAUUAGUUUAGAAAGUUUUGUAAAAAUAAUAGUCCCUUUGAAAAUUUUUUUAGCAAUUACAGGUGUUUGGAGAAGCAAAAAAAUGGUGGGACCAAGAUAUUGCUUCUAUAGUGGGGCCUUUAAUGUUUCUAGUUACUAGAGAUCUGCGAGGACGUGAAUCUCCAAAGAACCUGGUGUGGAAUUGCGCAGAAUUCAGGUUCAUUUGUGGUAAUUUGCGAAUGUUUUAACAAUUUAUUUCGUUCCUGCUGAAGGCAUAUAUAUUUGUCUAACAAAGUACAUUGAUUAUUUAUAUUAGCUUUACCACUCGUUAUAUAUGUUGCCGAGAUUUUUCGUUACUUUUAUGACUGUUAUUCUAAUAAUUCGGAUUUUGAUCCGCAGAUAACCUGCAUCUGCUUCGUUACGAUUUUUUAUAACAAGUACAUUUCAUGCAAACAUAUCAAUAAAACUUGAACAAAAC
Leptinotarsa decemlineata (Colorado potato beetle) is the source of this 2590-nucleotide messenger RNA. RefSeq lists its product as uncharacterized. NCBI's taxonomy places the organism in Eukaryota, Metazoa, Arthropoda, Insecta, Coleoptera, Chrysomelidae. The record is from RefSeq and is a predicted model, not a curated record.